This is a messenger RNA of Lachancea thermotolerans CBS 6340, 2511 nucleotides long. RefSeq names its product KLTH0H11440p. NCBI's taxonomy places the organism in Eukaryota, Fungi, Ascomycota, Saccharomycetes, Saccharomycetales, Saccharomycetaceae. The record is from RefSeq and is a predicted model, not a curated record. Bases 1 to 2511 code for a protein of 836 amino acids. The transcript has a single exon.
AUGGUGCUUAUCAAAGAGGUAGUGCUGGACCUCACCAACUUCGUGCUGUCCAACGCCAACGACGCUAUUUCGUUCAAGCCGCAGCUAUUCUACCAGGUGCCCGCCCAGGACUACGUGGAGCUACGCGAGCGCUACAUCGCGUUCACGGGCACGUCCAUGCGCAAAAACAAGUCGAAGCUGUACUUCCUGCCCACCAAUAUAUCGGACGAGCUGCAGCAGCUCAACCCGUCGAUCCCGGAGUCGGCCAAGCGCGUGCCGCGCGAUGGCCACGUGUACUAUAAGAACCGACUCAUCACAGAGCUCGAUUUCGAGAACGUCAAGCGCGUCGAGCUCGCUUGCGCCUACAUAGCGUACGCAGCGGUCAACAAGGCCACGGGCGUUGAGGUCGACGAUGUGGUUGCGGAGUCCGGCGACUACGACGCCGACUCGGGCUCUCUCGCAGACCCCGACCCCUCCUCUGCUGGCGCCGGCGCUGGCGCUAGUGGCACUGACGACUCAGACAAGCUCUCCCCUGCCGAGAGCACGCUUCAAGCCCUGCGGCGCGGUGGCGUGAUAGGCUUCCGCGAGCUCGGCUACCUCGUCUCCAUUACACCAUGGCACUUCCACCGUGUCUUCAAGGUGAUCACAGGCCUUACCAUCCGUGAGUACGGCCAGCUUUGUACCGAAUUUGUGAAGAAAAACCGCGACAUCAUGAACGCGUGCAAGAAGAAGGUCGAAGAGCUAAAGAGCCAGGGCCACUCCUUCCACUGUUUCGACGAGCCCGACUUCCUCAAGGACGGGUCCCUCUGCUACGAACCCACGACGAACGUCGUUCUGCUUCCGGAGUACUUUAUCGAUCCCAACAAGUCUAAAGAGCACAAGAAGAAGCAAAAAGAGUCCAAGUCUUCUGACGGGAAGUGCAGCCAGCGCGUCGAGGCGCGGAAGCGCAGAAGCUCUGUCAUGUCCGGCAGAAUUCGCCGCGCGUCACAAACCAGUAUCGCCUCUAAUUCCUCCAUUCAGGAUCCGCUUCAAAGCGAAGUUAGCUAUCCUUCCACCCCUCAGCUAAGCCCUUCCGAGCAGGCUGCCGCGCACCACUCCGGAAAUUCAUUGUCCGCCUCACCAGUAGUAGGCUUCAACCUUGGAGGCACCAUGGACGCCCCUGUAAUGGGUACUAGACCUCUCAAUCCACAGUAUCUGGCGAAAUCUCGAAAGGGCAGCUUGGUCAACUCGGCCACCGGCGUGCUUUCAUCAGCUUCGGCUUUGGGUAAAGUCCUGAAGCCAAGGAGCAGCGGAGGAGCCGUCAGCGGUGGAUCUAACUUUAUUCGGAAAAUGAGCGAGCCUUCUCUGGCGCUGGCUGCUAGAGGUCUGCAGAGCUUGCCUUUGGAAGCUGACGGCGAUGAAGCCAAUGCAGGAAUUACAACCGUGACGAGUGCGACCGACUUGAAUUUGCAGCCAGUGCUCUCGCCUCAGAUCGACUUCAAGUUUGACAUUUUUGGAACCGCUGGCAGUCGCGAAGACCCCAUGGGAUCUGGUUCUUGUGUUGCCUCUGGCUCUGCUUCGGGGGCGUCUUUGUCCGUCGCCGAAACUGACAGCGCUCAGACGCCCUCUAAUCCAAAUGGCGAGUCCCGCACGGUCUCCUCUUUGACUGCUGGUUCAAGCAACGGCAGCUUGAAUAUGGGUUUCGCAGAUGAAAUCGCGCCCAACGCUCUUGCGCCCGCCGAGCAAAAUGAAUACUCGAUUGGGAUGCCAGCAGGGAGCUCUAGCACUGCAGCCACUUCAGUACAAGGAUUUGCGUCGCGAGCUAAUGAGUCCCUUCCACGGGGAUCAGUGCACACUCUCCUCGACGACAUCACGGGGUUGGAGCCCGAGGAGAAUAUGCUGCUGGACCUAAACGCCAUGCACGACGAAGACCUCUCAGCUCAGUCAUACGGUCUCCUCGGCCCCAAGGCUGAAACCGGCAUCCACAGCAGCAACAGCUUCACUAGCCUCCCUAACUAUGCGGCAUCUUCCCUACACCAAGAUCACCAGGGGCAGCACGAUUUGCAAGUGCUUCAACAAGGACAUACAGCGCAGCAGCAGUUUUCCGCGCAGGAAAUCUCAGCGCUGAGCGGCGGUGAACUUCCAUACUCACGGAACCGCCUCAAUUCUGUGGCCCCGGAGAUGGAUGACCUCGACCGCAUGUUUCUAUCUGGAUACGAAGGCUCUACUCCAGGCUUAUCCUCAGCUUUGGCUGCCCAGUUCUCCACAGGCGACGUCGACACUCUUGGCAUGAACGCGCAUAUGUCAUCUGAACAAUCUACUAGAGACAACACCAUGGCUACCACUGCUACUGCCGCGACUGCCGACACCACCGAUUCUACUCGAGCUUUCGAAGACAAGAAUACUCUGGAGUCCUACACCCAUCUUGGGUUCGAUACCCUUUCACCUUGCGCGUCGCCUACGUCCCGCAUCGACCAAUCUUCCUUCGAGGCGAUGAUCUCUUCCUCAGGCAACGAAGAGAUCGUCGGGAACCAAUUCCACUUUGUACAGUGA